AUGGAACGAUGUUUUUGCGACUCCCAUUUUGGGAUCGACGAAACGGUGUGGAAAGACUUCCUUCGCCGCGUGUUACACGCGGACGCCGCGAGAGUGCAUGCAAGACCUAGUGAACGAGUCAUCAAAGAUGUUGAGGCUAACAGCCGGGUUCUCGUCGAUAUCACCGAAGACUUCAAGCCCCUUCAGCGUCAUCUGGUAUUCAAGACCUUCACUGAAGACACCCCCAUUAAAGGCUCGAAACGUGUUCUUGUCGAUACUUUCCGGGGCCGCAUGCAUUGUGAGACGGAGCGCCACGAAGGCCUGUCUGGCGACCACAUUGGAAUCUGUAAAUUCGUAGCACAAGAGGAAAAACAGUUUCGCCCGGUGCACAAGGGAAUCCGCUGGAUGCUCGAACAAUCCCCUAAGGCGCUAGCCUUCAAGGACUGGCUUGACCACGUGCAUGGAAACAAGAGGCUUCUGCUUCAAGGCAAGCCGGGCACUGGGAAGAGUUUCCUUGCAAAACACAUCAUCACUACCCCCACAUUGUUCAAGGAUAGCGAGGUCAUUCACUGUUUCCUUAAUUCUUCGCUUCCCGAGCGGUGUAGCUUGAAUGUGCUCCUGCGAGCUACGCUUCACCAGGUGCUGAGGCUCGUACCUACACUGAUCACCACGCACCUACAAGUUCUUCUGGAUAUUCAGCAAGCCAACAUCAGUGAUCAGGAGAUUGUGAUUAAAUUGAAAGCUAUUUGGGGCUCAGUCAUGGCUGAGGUUGCAGCAAGCGUUAAGCUGGUCUUUAUUCUGGACGGAUUGGAGUAUCUACCUAAAACCCAGCAACAGGAGUUCCUGAUCUGCCUCAAAGACUUCAACGAAAGGGUACAAGAGCCGCUGGGUGCGAAAUUUCUUUUUCUCUCCCAAGAGGACCAAAAUCAUUCACAGCAACUGUCCAAGGCCGGUUUCGAGCGGUAUACCAUAACGGUUCAGGACACCGCAAAUGACAUUCUCGUGUCCGAGCUCAGCAGGCGUCGAAUCACUGACAAAGAUCAGCUUCUUACGACGCUCGAUGCCUUUUCUCAGGGCAUCACGUACGUUUAUAAGUCUAGUCUGGAAAGGAUAUUUCUCAGGGCUGCCCUGCGUUCCUUCGUUAGGCAGGCACUCAUGUGGGCCUGCUUUCAACAAGAGAGGCUGAAAAGAGACGAAUUUAACUUUGGGCAAGCGCUAGGCGUCUGGAUUGAUAACCAAUCCGAUGGACAAUCGACUGCACAAAGUUUCGAAGUCUUGCUGGAUGAUAAUAUUGUCAUCUCUGUCGAGUUGUACUGCGGUCCGUUGGUACACUUUGUUGAUGGGCGCCUGGAGCUUACGCAUGCAAGUCUAAAGGACUAUCUGACCCAGGACGUGUCCUCGAAAUUUCGUCUACCUGUGCGAGAGUCCCACGCUGCUCUAGCAAACAUAUGCAUGGAAUACCUUGCUAGCUUUCGCUCCCAGGACUCUGGAUCUAAUAUGGAAGCUAUUGAAAUGGAGGAUUGGGAGUCCAAGGUCCGCCAAAGAAUGCAAAAGCAUCCGUUCGUUCGAUACGCGUCUCUCUAUUGGUUCAAACACCUAGAGGAAGCUGACACGGCGUGGUCCAGUGCCCUUUACCCUCUUGCAGCGCUCCAUUGCGACCUAUUACGUGACCGGACUACUCACUCUGCAAGAAGCUGGACCGAAGUUUGGUGGUUUUGCAAAGAGGGCCCGCGGAAGAGUACCCGAAGGACUGCCCUGCAGAUCAAAUAA
Molecule: messenger RNA, 1749 nt
Organism: Parascedosporium putredinis
Lineage: Eukaryota; Fungi; Ascomycota; Sordariomycetes; Microascales; Microascaceae
Source: the annotation of a GenBank genome assembly